UUGACGAAAAUGCGAGCUACUACUUAUGUAGAACAAGGAAUAUCUUUGGCGGCCUUGGCCCUGACGCCGAACAUCUCGUAUAAAUGUGGACCCCUCGGCAGAUACCAGUACCAACGAACUGCCUAUUCAGCGUAUCGCACGCAUCACUCAUAACUCGCAAGCAUCUCUCCUGUUCUAGCCACUGUCCCCCAAGACAUAAUAUUCUGUGCAAUGGCCACAAGUACCGCGACUACAGCCCCGAAACACACGGGCUUCGAGAAUGCCGCUGAGCAGCUCGUUCCCAUCGAGCUCAACAUCCGUGGCGACUUCCCGCCCUGGCUGAGCGGAAACCUCUACCGCACAGGUCCUGGCACCUACAGCAUCCCUUCGACCGCCGACCCGUCGAAAGUGACGGAGAUCCAGCACUGGUUCGACGGCAUCGCGAUGCACCAUCGCUUCGAGAUCGUCCCAGCCUCCGAGGGUCAGGCUUCUCGCGUUCUGUAUCGUUCGCACAAGGGCGCGCCGGACCUCGAGCAGCGGAUCGCGGACGUGGGUGACUUUCCCCCGAAAUUGUUCUCCUUCGCACAGCGCCAGCGUGAUACGGAUCCCUGUGCCAACAUCUUCCGGAAGAUCUUCACCUCGUUCUCGUCCCUGGGCGAUGCGGUGGCUGCAAUGAAUUCCCGCGAGCGGAGCAACAAGCUCACGAACGUCUCCGUUACCAUGACUCCAGACUUCCCGGGGAUCACUCUGCCUGGGGGCGAGAAGACGGGUGAGGGAGAGAAGUCGGGGCCCCGCGUCAUCGUCUCGAAGACCGACGCGAACAUCCUGCAAGUGCUUGACGCGACGACGCUGGAACCCCUUGAUCUGCUUUCGUACGCGCACAUUGACCCGCGUCUUAGUGGGCAGCUGAGUGCGGCACAUGCGUGUCGCGACGCCGAGACUGGUGACUUCUACAACUUUGUCGCUGAGAUGGCGAUGAAGACGACGUGGAAAGUGUUCAAGAUUCGUGGAGACAACGGCAAGGCCGAGGUCCUCGCGACGUUUUCCGGGAAGGACGCUCCCCCCACUUAUAUACACGCGAUGACGAUGACGGAUCGCUUCGUCAUUGUCUGUGUCUGGCAGGCGCACAUCAGAGGUUUCGGCUUAGCUUUGCUGUCUACCCAUAACAUCGCCGAUUCUAUCGAGAAGACAUGGAACCCGAAGUUCCCGUCUGUUUUCUACGUCGUCGAUCGGCAUAAUGGUGGAUUAGUCGCAAAGUACAAGACCGACCCCUUCUUCGCUUUCCACUACGUCAACGCGUACGACGAUCCCGAGACUGGCGAUGUUGUUAUCGACCUUUCUGUCUACCCUAACACGGGCGUCCUAGACAUGCUCUACCUCGACAAGAUGAGGGACACGAGGGACAGCAAACCCUGGAUGGGCCGUGCGCGGAGGUUCCGCCUCUCGGAUCCCGCCAAGAAAGGCAGUGUUCCAGUCCUGGAUGCGAAGAUCGCCUUCACGCUUCCACAGAGUGUUGGCGUGGAGCUUCCGACGCUCGCGCCGGGCAAGCACCACCAUGCGUACCAAUAUGCGUACGGCAUCACCAGGCGGCCCAUUGGGAAAGGUUUCUCGGAUGGCAUCAUCAAGCUCGACAUGAAGGCUGCCGUGACUGCUGCCACUGCCAGCGAACCUCUGGAAGGCAAGGAAAGUGAAUACGCGAAGAUAUGGCGCCUCGCAGGACACGCGCCCUCCGAACCCAUCUUUGCCCCGCGGCCUGGAGGGGCCUCAGAGGAUGACGGCGUUUUGCUGUCCGUCGCGCUUGACUCGACGCCCGAGAAAGGCGCAGGACAGAGCGCCCUCAUCGUGAUCGAUGCGAAGACGAUGAAGGAAGUCGCGCGAGCAGAGAUGCCGAACAUCUACCCCUUCGGUUUCCAUGGAGUUUACACG
This is a messenger RNA of Rhodofomes roseus, 1905 nucleotides long. RefSeq names its product carotenoid oxygenase. NCBI's taxonomy places the organism in Eukaryota, Fungi, Basidiomycota, Agaricomycetes, Polyporales, Fomitopsidaceae. Gene Ontology annotation, molecular function: carotenoid dioxygenase activity. The annotation marks the transcript as partial. Gene Ontology annotation, biological process: carotene catabolic process. The transcript has 5 exons. The record is from RefSeq and is a predicted model, not a curated record.